Messenger RNA from Parascedosporium putredinis, 630 nucleotides. NCBI's taxonomy places the organism in Eukaryota, Fungi, Ascomycota, Sordariomycetes, Microascales, Microascaceae. The record is from the annotation of a GenBank genome assembly.
AUGGCGCCCUCGCGGAGAGCAAGCUUGAUCAUCCCUGCCGCUGCCAAGCACACGGCCACCGUCAUCUUUGCCCACGGCCUCGGUGAUACCGGCUAUGGCUGGCAGUCUGCCGUAGAAAACUGGAGACGCCGCCAACGGCUCGACCACGUCAAGUUUAUCCUGCCGCACGCCCCAAGCAUGCCCAUCACGGCCAAUGGCGGCAUGGCAAUGCCUGGAUGGUUUGAUAUUAAGGAGCUCAACGGGACACUUGAGUCUCUGCAGAGAAGUGAGGAUGAGGCUGGUAUCCUGGCCAGCCGCACCUACUUUCACCAGCUGAUCCAGGAAGAGAUUGACGGCGGCAUCUCAGCCAACCGUAUCAUCCUAGGCGGCUUCUCUCAGGGCGGCGCCAUGUCUGUCCUCUCAGGCCUGUCCGCCAACGUCAAGCUCGGUGGCAUCACUCCUAUCUUCAUGGCCCACGGUUCCUUUGACCCUCUUGUCGUGCCUCCGCUGGCCCGGCUGUCCUACGAGAAACUCAAGGAACUCGGCUACGAUGUCACCUUUAAGACUUAUCCCAUGCCUCAUUCGGCCUGCCCGGAGGAGCUCGACGACGUAGAAGACUUUCUUAAGAAGACGCUUCCUGCCAGCAGUUGA